ACACUUUUUAUUAGAUUUUUUUUUGCAGCGUAUCGCUGCACACCAACCGAUACAAUUGCGGCCCCGAUAUCUAGCAGGAUAGCCGACGAGGAUGACGAUCCAGGCUUUGAAGAAGAUAUCGAGGAGGCAGGUAGCGGAGCAGAAGGAGGCCAAGGAAAAAGAAAACGACUGUUCUCAAAAGAACUGCGAUGCAUGAUGUACGGGUUUGGAGAUGAUCAGAAUCCUUACACGGAAUCCGUGGAUAUUUUGGAGGACCUUGUUAUAGAAUUCAUUACAGAAAUGACACACAAAGCUAUGUCAAUUGGACGCCAGGGCCGUGUUCAAGUUGAAGACAUUGUUUUUCUGAUCAGGAAAGAUCCCCGAAAGUUUGCCAGAGUUAAAGAUCUGCUAACAAUGAAUGAAGAACUGAAAAGGGCCCGGAAGGCGUUUGAUGAAGCUAACUAUGGUUCUUAGUCUUUCAAGUACAGUUCAUGAGAUUUGUUGGAAGUGUUCAUAUUUACAUUUGCAGGACCAUUUUUUAAAAAGACAAUUACUGUUCAACUCCAGAAGCGCAAUCACAGAUUGACUUUUUACAAUAUCGGAAUGACCAGAACAUAGGGUUUGCUUGUUCAAUCCUUUUUCAUGUAAAUACUAUUAUACUUUAAAAUAAAGAGACCUUAAAAUAAA
Acipenser ruthenus (sterlet) is the source of this 666-nucleotide messenger RNA. RefSeq names its product transcription initiation factor TFIID subunit 13. The record is from RefSeq and is a predicted model, not a curated record. The transcript has 4 exons. Gene Ontology annotation, cellular component: transcription factor TFIID complex. Gene Ontology annotation, molecular function: protein heterodimerization activity. Lineage: Eukaryota; Metazoa; Chordata; Actinopteri; Acipenseriformes; Acipenseridae. Gene Ontology annotation, biological process: transcription by RNA polymerase II. The annotation marks the transcript as partial.